Messenger RNA from Telopea speciosissima, 1279 nucleotides. Its product is annotated as ribosome maturation protein SBDS. The transcript has 5 exons. The record is from RefSeq and is a predicted model, not a curated record. Gene Ontology annotation, biological process: cytosolic ribosome assembly; ribosome biogenesis. Lineage: Eukaryota; Viridiplantae; Streptophyta; Magnoliopsida; Proteales; Proteaceae. The coding region runs from base 72 to 1145 and encodes 357 amino acids.
AAGGCUUUGGAACUUCUGAAUAGCAUUCGUAAUAGUUUCCUUGCGUCAAAGACUCGGAGAGAGAGAGAGUGAUGUCGAGGUCAUUGGUGCAGCCCAUAGGGCAGAAGAGAUUGACGAACGUGGCGGUGGUUCGACUGAAAAAGCAUGGAAUGCGCUUCGAGAUCGCCUGCUACAAAAAUAAGGUCCUCUCAUGGCGUUCUGGAGUAGAGAAAGAUUUGGAUGAAGUACUGCAGUCACAUACUGUCUAUUCUAAUGUUUCAAAAGGAGUACUUGCCAAGUCAAAAGAUCUGAUUGCGGCCUUUGGUACUGAUGAUCAUCCACAGAUAUGCUUGGAGAUUUUGAAGCAAGGAGAGCUUCAAGUUGCAGGGAAGGAGAGGGAAUCUCAGCUGUCAAGUCAAUUCCGUGAUAUUGCUACAAUAGUAAUGCAGAAGACCAUCAAUCCAGAAACUCAAAGGCCAUAUACGAUUAGCAUGAUCGAGCGGCUUAUGCAUGAAAUCCAUUUUGCAAUUGAUCCUCAUAACAGCUCAAAGAAACAGGCACUAGAAGUAAUUCAGGAGCUUCAGAAACACUUCCCCAUUAAAAGGUCCCCAAUGAGAUUGCGGCUCACAGUACCUGAAAACCACUUCUCUUCUGUCAUGGAGAAGCUCAAUUCCUGGAAUGGUAACGUUGUUUCAAAGGAUGAAUCUGGAAAUCAGCUACAUGUGGUCUGUGAAAUGGAACCUGGUAAUUUCCGAGAUUGUGAUGCCUUCUUGAGGAAUCUGCAGGGGAAAUUGGAAAUACUUGCCGUCUCUGUGCAUGCAGAGGGGGAUGGCCAUGUUGAUCACUAUGAUGAACAUGAAGACAUUCCACCCAGUCUUCCAAAGGAGUCAAUUGACACUGUCCCGCAACUGAGUGAGAAAAUGCAGAAACAAACCAUCUCUACUGGAAAUGAGAAUGCUGAAGGGGAGGUCAAACAGAACAAGUGUAGUACAUGCAAUGCAGUAGUUGGAGACGCAAAGCAGUAUCGUGACCACUUUAAGAGCGAUUGGCACAAGCAUAACCUGCGGCGGAAGACGAGACAGCUCCCACCCCUUACUGCUGAGGAAUGCAUGGCUGACAUGGAAGUGGGUGAUUUAAAGGCAGAUUUGAAGGAGUACUCAUUUUGAGAUGGAGUCCUGAAUUUUGGUUCAAAGACAGUACUAGAAACGUAACUUAAGUACUAUAAGUUAUAACACAGUUAAUAUUUGUAUAAAUCAAUUUUGUGCCUAAAACAUUACGAGAACUUAACUAGUAAGCUGUA